This is a messenger RNA of Carassius gibelio (silver crucian carp), 6551 nucleotides long. It is a transcript of the gene stox2b, whose product is annotated as storkhead box 2b. The record is from RefSeq and is a predicted model, not a curated record. The coding region runs from base 1419 to 4178 and encodes 919 amino acids. Lineage: Eukaryota; Metazoa; Chordata; Actinopteri; Cypriniformes; Cyprinidae. Gene Ontology annotation, cellular component: cytoplasm; nucleus. The transcript is spliced from 4 exons. Gene Ontology annotation, molecular function: RNA polymerase II transcription regulatory region sequence-specific DNA binding; DNA-binding transcription activator activity, RNA polymerase II-specific. Gene Ontology annotation, biological process: positive regulation of transcription by RNA polymerase II.
UAAUUGCAUUCCAGAGGAAUUUCUCUUGCAGCUGGUACUUCAACUGACGGGAGAGAGUGGGAAUUGUGAAUGACUCUGCCUGGAGGAAAGAGGGAUUUUCAGUGAAAAAAGCAGAGAGAAGAGAGAGAAAAUAAGUUCUUUUGGAAGAGGCACUGCAAGCCUCAACUCUUUUGUCAUCCUCUCUUACAGAUAAGGGACUCCUCAUCCUCAUUUCUCACACGCUCUUUACUGCGACUCUUUGACUGUCUGGGGAGCCUGCGAGGCAGCGUAUAUAAAUAAAGCACAGGGUUUCCAUAGGCUGGGCGGACUGCCAGUAAGUGAGAAUCUUCAGGGCUUUCUCUCGCCGAUUCUUUGUGGCGAGAAGCGCACCCUGACUGGAUCAACAAGUCUGAAGACAGACAGCUUCUCAAAUCAUCAGUGUACACAGGCAAAAGCAGGAGCUGCAUGCGCCAGCCUCAGCAAGAGAACGUUUACGAGUGCUUAGUGCAAGAGAGGCAAGUCAGACAACACAGCCUGAAGAAAGACUAGCAGAAGUACUGUUCUUCAGCGUGCAAUGCAUUGUUUAUCUUCUAAAUGCGUCAUAAAUCUCCAAGUCUUCCAAUGCGCCUAAGCGGGUCUCUGUGUGACAUGUUAUUUUUCUCAAAACAGUUUGAGUUCUUUCCAGAAUUGGAUUUGAAUCAGAGAAGGGGGAGGACUUGGAUCUUGUGUUUCCCACAUAUCCGCUUUUUUCCCCCCGCUUGUCAUUUCUGCACGCUUGAAGGACCCUUGCCCUGCACAUGAAGACAACCGCCUGAGACUUUGUCUCCACUGUGGUUACUGGUCUUAAAAGUCUAAUUUGCUUUUUGGGGUCUCCUUUGUCUAGACGGCUCUGCACUAGUGGAGAGAAGCCCAACUGAAUUGAUCUUUUGUCUGAAUCUAGGGUUCUUCUCACGGUGUGAAAAUCGUGCACCCCCCGCCCACUCCGACCCCUCUAAAAUCCCCUCCUUCCAUCCCUUCCACAUGAGUCCCUUCGUACCCUUCCUCCCUCCACUCACACACACCUCCUCGUCUUCCAUCCACAUGCCGCUGCGUUCAGCGAGCAUGUGAGAGUAGUGUGCAUGUGUGCCUCUGUUUGCACUUGGAGCCAGAAAUCGGAAGCCAGGAUUAGGUGUGUGGAGGGUGAUGCUUUGCUGGAUGCAUCUGCAGUUGACGGCUUCAGGACCAGGAGGACCCAAAACCAUUCCAAAGGGAUUCCGCAACCGCUUUACAACCCGAGGAUCUGUGAUUGCAUGUGCAUGGAUUUCAUUGCAUGCACUUACAUCGGACUGACAGAAGAGGAGAGAGGUUGAUAAAGAUGGUAUCCUGCCAUGUCUGAAGUGUGAUUGCGGUGGUGUGAUAUCAGAGCUGGUGCCGGCACGCUGUCUUUAUCCAGGCUCAUAAUGAAAAAAACACACAGCACCACUCUGCGCAGGGCCUGGCCCAGUUCCGAAUUCUCUGACCGUGCCUCCGAUCGCACCCGGUCACGGAGCGAAAAAGACUACCGGCUCCACAAACAUUACCCAAAACACUUCAUCUCUCACUGCCCUAGAGGAUUCAUGAUAACAGGUGAUGUGUCUCCCAUCAGCAUGUCUCCCAUCAGCCAAUCCCAGUUCAUCCCACUGGGGGAAAUCCUGUGCCUGGCUAUAUCUGCCAUGAACUCCGCCCGUAAGACUGUCACACAGGAGACUCUCAUCGAGCACCUAGCAACAUGCUUCCCAGGUGUCCCCACUCCAAGUAUGGAGAUUCUGCGGCACACGCUCAACAUGCUGGUCCGAGAGCGGAAGAUUUACCCAACCCCAGAGGGUUAUUUCAUUGUUACCCAGCAGACAUACUUCAUCACACCUUCCCUCAUUAGGACUAACAGCAAGUGGUACCACCUUGACGAGAGGAUACCAGAACGCGUGCAGCAGCAGCAGCCGUGUACCUCUCCUCACUCGAGUACCAUGACACCCUCCACUUCUGGAUGUGUCCGGGAAAGACCUCACCACAAGAACCACAGUGACUCCUACAACAGCUACCGGGAGGACAUCCCUAGUACGCAUACCUCAACCUUACAGAGAAGGUCUAAGGAGCAUAAAGAGUCUUCUCCUGUGUCUCCGCCCCCUCAGCAGCCAUCAGAAAAGAGUAAGAGUACGCUUAGUUUUCCAUUUAAAACUGAGACAAACAGUAAACACAAAGAUGGAAGCAGCAGCAGUGGGGAGAAGCAGUCUAAGAAGUUUGGCCUUAAGCUUUUCAGGUUGAGCUUCAAGAAGGACAAGACGAAACAUCUAGCCACAUUUUCAGCCCAGUUCCCACCUGAGGAGUGGCCACUGCGGGAUGAGGAGACACCCAGUACUGUUCCUAGAGAGGUAGAGAUGGAGAUCAUCCGUCGGAUCAACCCAGAUCUCACGGUGGAGAACCUGGCUCGCCACACAGCCGUAAUGAAGCGUUUGGAGGAGGAGAAGGCACAGCGGAACAAAGCAAACUCCUCGGCUCACCAGAGUGCCCGCAGCAAGAGGAGCCGCAGCCAUCGAAAGACCCAGCAGGGCAAGGCCUCACGUUCCCAUAGCAAAACACGUGCUUCCAGGGGGGAUCCGUCUGAAGGAUCCAAUCUGGAAAUAUCCUAUAAUCGUGAUUACAGAUUCUACAGCUCGUCAUUGGUACGUUCUCCACGAGAAACCAUGAUGUCUAUGGAGCGGAAUAGGGGGAAGUAUUUGGUUCACAGCAACCCUAAUAUUGUGGAGUCUCACUUUACCACUGCUCCAGAGUGGGAUGUUUCUGGGGAACUGGCAAAGCGGCGGACAGAAAUGCCAUUCCCAGAGCCUUCUAGGGCACAGUCACAUUCCAAAGUCCACCGAAGUCAUAGUCAUACACAAGAGAGAAAGUCACGAAAUGAGAGGUCGGACAAGGCCAAAGAAAGGUCACGGUCCAUGGACAACUCCAAGGGACCACUUGGUGGUCCAUACAUAGGUGGCCCAGAAGACUUUGAGUGCAGUCCUGAUGACAGGAGUAGGUACUACACUGAUGAUGGUACUUUGAGGGCAUCUGCGCAGGCGACCCACUAUUCCCGUAUCAUGCUCUCUGCUGCUAGAUUACACCCUGAUGUUUGUGUGCCUGAUGUUGGAAGAGGAUCAUCAGAGGAUGCUGUGCAUUAUCGGACACUGGAGAAAAGUAAAAGCAGGGAUAGUCUUCCUGCUUACAAUGACCUGAAGUCAUGCUCUCCCAAAAACCCAGUAGACGACUAUUUCCAGUGCACUGCAGCAAAUGAAGUGUCUCUCUCUGCCCCACCUUCUCUAGCAAAACCCAGCCAUGACUUUAAGGAUAGUGUCUGGAAGGGGAUCUCCUCGGACCGACUGACCCCUCAUCUUACACCACCUCACCCUAUAGAAUAUAAAGAGGAGACAGCAAAGGGACAAAGUAGUAUUUCUAUAGCAUCUACGAGCCAAACCCCCGAGCAUCUCCCCAAUGGACGAUUGUUGCACCAACACAAUCCCGACUCAGGUGACUUGGACGAAAUGCCCGAGGUUUACAGCCAAGAGACUUUGUUCAAACCUCCAGACUAUGUCGAAAGCAGCUUCUCAAGGCCAGGUACGAUAGGUAAGUCCCCUCACACCAAGUCGACAGAGGUCCUGGAAACUCAGGAGCAUUUUGAUAAACCUCUACCACUGACUGUGCCACCAUCCUUGGCUCAGGAGCAGGCUUCAUGCGCAGAAACCACCUUCGACUAUUACAAUGUGUCAGAUGAUGAAUCUGAGGAGACUAGUCAUAAGAACCGCAUGGAGGAGAAAGUUCUAGAAGAAGGAGGGACAAUGCAAUGGCUACUGGAACGGGAAAAAGAGCGUGAUUUGCAGAGGAAGUUUGAGAAGAACCUUACCUUUCUAAGUCCCAAGGAAGGUGAGAGCAACAACAGCCAAAAAUCAGUCCAUUCUACCCGAUUGGACAGUAUGGACUCCAGUAGUGUGACUGUGGACAGUGGAUUUAAUUCCCCACGCACACGGGAAAGCCUUGCUUCGAACACCUCGAGUAAUGUGGAAAAUAGCAGGCGCCAGAAUAUGGCUUUGAGUCCAGGACACAUUGGCACCAAAAGACCCCCGCCACCCUACCAGCCCCCCAGCUUCCGUACCAAUCGCGAGCCGCCCGCCAACCGCACGGAGAAACAGGCCUCCAUCACCAGCGUGUAGUGAUGGGGACCGUCGUUAAAGCCAACUUCACCAGGACUGUUACGAUCUUACAGAGCUCGUGUGACGCCUGUUCCUGCUGUUUUCAAAACUAGAUGUUUCAAAAAAACACUUCAUCAUGAUUCACCGGAGGUAUCUUUUACUUUUUUUUUUUUUGAUAUUUGUAACAAAUAUUGCUGCAGACAAACAAGUCACUUCAUUAGGACUAAAUUUACGCAGAUCUGCGAUGUUUUGGGAUAAAAUCCUCGAUCAGACUCAUUUGUAGGUGUCCUUUAUAGCUUCAUGUAUCCACUACGGGUCUUCACUGUCUUCUGAUCCAAACUUGGCUGCGUUGCCUUUGCCUAUUCAUUCAUCGCUGUGUCUUGUGUUUCAUUCUGUACGCUCAGGUCCCUCUGAACUCUACUGACUUAAGUGUCUCACAUUUGAAGGCCACAAUAAUCUCCCUGGAAAUCUGAACAAGCUCAUCUGUUUCUGCUGGAAUCCUUUUACCACAUCCUUGUGUGUUGUCCGCCGCAUUUUUCUGGGACGUUUAUGUAGAAUCUUAACAAAACUUACCACCAUUAUGGCAUUAUGUUUAAAAAAAAAUACCAAUUUAAAAAUUACUGGUGCUUUCUCAUUGAAUGGACCGCUAUUCUUUAAAAAAAAAAAAAAAAAAGUUGGAACCCUUUUUUUUUCUUCAGAUUGAUCAGGUGCUCAACUACUAGACAAAACAGAAUACACACAUUGCUACCUCCACUUUUUGUACAGUUGUAAAGGGAGACAUGAGAGACGUCCACCCCACAUUAGGCCCGCUGUAUUAGACAAAUCACUUUCAGCUUGCAAACUGUGAAUGUACUGCUAGUGCUUUUCAAUCACUGCUCCAUCAUCAAGCGUCAAUAACCUACUGUUGUCAUACUAAUAGAGUCGAAUCUCACUGUAACAGAGAGGAAACUUGUGUGGAGUUUGGAAUCAUAUAGGACCCAUAUAGAGUGGAUAAUAGAACGUCAUAUCUCUGAUAUGUCCAGCCAUGUUCAAUUAUUUAUUGUCAUUAUGGUUAUUAUUAUGAUUACAAAUAGUUAUUUUUUAUUUAUUUAUUUAUUUUUCAGUUCUAUAAGGACACAAAUUCAUGGUAUGAAUUAGAACAGUAUUUCACUGAUUCUUGAAAUAUGGGGCAAAACAUUUAAUUUUAUUUUAUAAAUGUGUGUGUGUGUAUGCUGUUAUUUCCAACUUUUUGUUCAUCAAAGAAUCCUGAAAAAAGUCACAUUUUCUAUAAUGCAUUGUUUUUAACAGUGCGUAAUGGCUUUUGAAAUAAAUUUAAAUAAAAAAAAUGUUUUUUUAAAUAGUAAUAAUAUUUCACAAUUUGGUAUAUAACAUUAAGGUUUACAUUUACAUAUACAUAAUCUGCCACAUCCAUCAUAAAUAUUGCAAUAUAAUCUUUACAUAAUUUCCUAUUAGAAUAUUGAAGUCCUAUUACUAUUAGCAAGCUUUUAAUAAAAACUAAGUGGCUACCACAAUUAAUACUUAUAUGGUUAUGAUAUUGUUAUUUUAUUCAUUCUUUUAAGUUGAAUGCUAAAUUUGUCAGUAUUUAUGAAAAUUACUUGACGGUACUCUUGGCAUUUUUUAUAAAUAUUGACAAAUCUAGCAAACUCUGUCACAUGACAGUACACAUUUUGUAUCUGACAGUGUUGUCCUGUCCUAUAUAAGUGAUUUAUGAAUAGCAACCAUGCCAGAAAAGGUGCAAGUUUAUACAAAAUAAUUAUUUGAUGCAUAAACUUUUGUUCUUUGCUGUUUUGCCCCAUUAUUUAAGUAUCAAUCAAGUUUUUGAAUAAGUUAUUAAAUUAUAAGUCUGAAAGAAUAGCUAUUUCUUUUGUAAAACAAUGUUCACUGCUCCGUUUAGUGAACAUCUGUCAUAUUCAUCUGAGUACGAGUCCCCUCGUGAGUUCUAGAGGACUGUAAAAUGUCACGCUUUCCAAUAAAUGGAUAAACUGCAGUCAGGACUACCUUGUUAUACCAUUUUUGCACUAAUGCCUGUUCUCUGGUGACUGUAAUAAGAAAAAGAAGAAAAAAAAAUCAUCCGAAUGGAUGUUCUGUUUAUAAUGAACAUAUUUCAUAUGAAAUACUGAUAGUCCAUGAAAUGUCUUCCCUAAACAUGAAGGAUUUCUUAUGGUUCUCAAUAACAUUGUUCCUUAUUGUGACAUUAUGUCAUUCUGUAAGAGAUGGCCUAUCUGUCAAGCUGAGUAUAAAACCUACCAGGGGGAUUUUUGGUAGAGUCUAUGAUAUUUAAAAAAAGAAAUUCCCCGUUUGUGUAGUUGUGCUGUUUAAUGUUUUAGUGUACUUAAUCCCUUCCUUGGGGAUUGUGUAACUUUUUAAGACAAUAAAAUAACAUGACAUGUUUAA